This is a messenger RNA of Aspergillus sclerotioniger CBS 115572, 1798 nucleotides long. RefSeq names its product lysine N(6)-hydroxylase/L-ornithine N(5)-oxygenase family protein. The record is from RefSeq and is a predicted model, not a curated record. The transcript is spliced from 2 exons. Gene Ontology annotation, biological process: intracellular iron ion homeostasis. Lineage: Eukaryota; Fungi; Ascomycota; Eurotiomycetes; Eurotiales; Aspergillaceae. The coding region runs from base 149 to 1648 and encodes 499 amino acids.
UCUCUCCCACCUUCGUUCAGAAUCCCAUCAUUAUUGCGUCUUCCGUCCCGCCUACCCUGCUCUCCGACCUUUGAGCGCGGCACUUCUGUCUCUCCUUUCAAUUACACUCCCCUGCAUCUUCCCCAUAUUCAUCCAUUAGCUUACAUCAAUGGAACCUGCGGUACGGAAGCCAGAAGUGAGCUUCCACGGCCAUCGCAACAUGCCUCUCAAGCAACAGCGGGAGCCUUCUCGGCUAAAGUCUACACCCAAAGAUGAGCUUCACGAUCUUCUCUGUGUUGGAUUUGGACCUGCCUCUCUGGCCAUUGCAAUUGCGUUGCACGAUGCUUUGGACCCCUGCCUGAACAAGUCGGCCCUUGGGUUUGGCUCGCAGCCCAAAGUCUGUUUCCUCGAGCGCCAGAAGCAGUUCGCCUGGCAUUCGGGUAUGCUGGUGCCAGGAUCGAGGAUGCAGAUCUCUUUCAUCAAAGACCUGGCGACUCUCCGUGAUCCCCGCAGCAGCUUCACCUUCCUCAACUACCUGCAUCAGAAGGGUCGUCUCAUCCAUUUCACAAACCUGGGUACAUUCACCCCAGCCCGCUUGGAGUUUGAAGACUAUAUGCGGUGGUGUGCGCAACAAUUUUCAGAUGUCGUGUCCUAUGGGGAGGAAGUGAUCGAUGUGAUCCCCGGAAAGACCGAUCCUACCAGCUCGGUGGUCGACUUCUUCAGUGUUCGCUCCCGGAACGUUGAGACGGGAGAAAUCUCCGCAAGAAGAGCGCGUAAGGUUGUGGUCGCUCUUGGGGGCGCAGCCAAAAUGCCCCCAGGUCUACCCCAGGACGCUAGGAUCAUGCACUCGUCGAAGUAUUGCACCAACCUGCCCAACCUGCUCCAAAACCCGAGCGACCCCUACAACAUUGCUGUCCUUGGAAGUGGCCAAAGUGCGGCAGAGAUCUUCCAUGACCUGCAGAAGCGAUAUCCUAACUCGAAGACAACACUGAUUAUGAGAGACACGGCCAUGCGGCCUAGUGACGACUCGCCAUUUGUCAAUGAGGUCUUCAACCCCGAGCGCAUCGACAAGUUUUACAACCUCUCCUCCUCAGAGCGCCAGCGUUCCCUCAAGGCCGACAAGGCCACCAACUACAGUGUGGUCCGCCUUGAGCUGAUCGAGGAGAUCUUCCACGAUAUGUAUGUUCAGAGAGUUAAGAACCCCGAUGAGCGGCAAUGGCAGCAUCGCAUCCUCCCCGGACGCAAGAUCACGCGAGUCGAACAUCAUGGACCCCAGAGUCGGAUGCGGAUUCACGUGAGGUCCGCCAAGGAUGGGGCGGAUAGCCUUGUUGGCGAUGGCAAGGAGACAUUGGAGGUAGAUGCGCUCAUGGUGGCGACGGGCUACUUCCGCAACGCACACGAGCAGCUCUUGAGCAACGUGCAGUACCUGCGACCGGCGGGCCAGGAGGAGUGGACGCCGAGUCGGGAUUACCGAGUCGAGAUGGAUGCUAGCAAAGUCAGUGCGCAUGCUGGGAUCUGGCUCCAGGGCUGCAAUGAGAAGACACAUGGUCUGAGUGACAGUCUUCUGUCGGUGCUAGCAGCACGAGGUGGAGAGAUGGUGGAGUCGAUCUUUGGCGAGCAGCUCGCGGGUGCAACGGUGCCGGCCACGAAGUUGCGUGCUAUGCUGUAGAUAUUUCGCUGGAUCAGAGACUCGGGGGUCCGCUUCUCAGGCGCGUGUUGAUCGAUGCUGAGGCGGAUCUUUCUUUCUUUUUCUUUUUCUGAGAACAAGGAUGGAUGGGAAACGAGGAUGUCCUCAAACAAAAUGGUAGGGACAGUGUUG